Drosophila eugracilis is the source of this 2136-nucleotide messenger RNA. RefSeq lists its product as uncharacterized. Gene Ontology annotation, cellular component: nucleus. The transcript is spliced from 3 exons. The coding region runs from base 81 to 1643 and encodes 520 amino acids. NCBI's taxonomy places the organism in Eukaryota, Metazoa, Arthropoda, Insecta, Diptera, Drosophilidae. The record is from RefSeq and is a predicted model, not a curated record.
CUCGAUCGCUUCUCUGGAAUUGUCAAAAAUGUUUUUUGUGUUUCCCAAUUGAAUUUCGUAGGGCAAAGAGAGACUCAAUCAUGGCGCAAGUAUGUAUGUUGUGUUGCAGCAAAGAAAAAGACGAAUUGGCCUUUGGGGUCACCCAUUAUGAGGACGGUAUGAUGGUGCACCGCAAUUGCCUGUAUCUUAGCUCGAAUCUCAUCCAACGUGGAAACGAUCGCGUUGGCAUCCUGCGCUUCCUCAAGGAAGAUAUCAAGGCGGAGGCCAAACGCUGCAAGAAGUUAGUUUGUUUCUAUUGCCAUCGUCCGGGCGCCAACAUUGGAUGCUGCAAGUCCGGCUGUCGGCGCACAUUCCACACCAAGUGCGGAUUCGACAAUCUCGCCCAGAACCAGUUCUGUGACACGUACAAAUCAUUCUGCCACCAGCAUGUAAAAUACAAUAGCAAUCGUCCGGCAAAGAAUGAGUCCUGCAUCAUUUGCACUGAGCGUCUGAUAGCCAAGGGCGAACGCUUUAACGUAGUGAAAAUGAUCUACUCGCCGUGCUGCCGAAACGGCUGGUAUCACCGAAAAUGCCUGCAGGAGUACGCCAACACCGCAGGCUACUACUUUAAGUGCCCACUGUGCAACAACAAAGAAGUAUUUCACGACGUGGCCUUAAAGGGCAUCUCGGUGCCUAACCAGGAAGCUAGUUGGGAAACCGAGCCGAAUGCCUAUGCCGAGCAGCUUCGUCGGGAGUCGGGCUGCACCGCCCAGGAAUGCAUUGUGCCGCAGGGUCGAAUUGACUCUUCAGGAAACUUACUGUAUUGUAACAACUGUGGUUCCAAUCCGUCGCACAUAAUCUGCACCACCUACAAUAGUGGUACCUACGUUUGCAACGUCUGCUCGAUCGUCUCGCCCAUUCGAGUACAACAAACUGAUUUUGACGAGGAGGAAUCUGACUCCGACGAUACUGAACCUGAGCAGGUCAACCAAGCAAACAGCGUCAUGGGCCUGAACGCCGUUAACAAUACGCACGAUCUUAUCCAUUCCAAAUUGUAUGUUUCUGGCUGGGAUGAUACCGACACCGAAGACGACGAUGACGUGUUUGAUCGCGCGGUCAAACCCAUCGGGCAGACAAGCGCCGACGAGCAGCCCUCUACCUCUGCAGCGGCUAAUCGCAGAUCCACCCGCUUAAUGACAGCUGCGACCAGACAAAUGGACGAGACUCCAGCAGGAUCGAACACCAAGCCAGAAGGCGAAGUUAGAGCCAACCAGGAGAACACAGAUCCAACUAUGAGAGUAGUUGGUUCCGUAUCCGCCACCAACCAGCUUUCCGUGCGCUCAAGGCGCACAAUGCCAGCUAGGAUGAAUGGACAAGAAAGGGACUCCAAAGUCGAGACCGAUAAAGAACAGAAGGAGCGCGAGUCGAGGAGGCGACACUUGUCACCAUUUCUUGAGCCACCAAAUAGGCGGUUCUUAAGGUCCAUUUCGCCAGAAGUCACUCCUAGUCGCCUCAACGGACAACGUACAAGUGCCACCCUGCGUCGCAGGACAAUGGGGACCAGCAGAUUUCCAGUUCGCGGCAACUUGGAUGUGUCAUGCGUGGCUAAUCGGACCCGCAAUCGGCUGCCCCAAUACAAGGAACAUCGUAAGGAUACGGAAUAACCCCCCCUGAGAUCAUAAUCCAUAUUAGAUAAUACCCACAUUCAAUGUACAGCCCAUCAGACCAGGCUAAGGAUCCAAAUGCGUGCGUUCGAUCCUCAGCUGCUUUCACUAUUUUUAACAAAUUCUUUAUGCUAAGUUAUUUUACGACUGUAUGUUGUACAUCCUUAACAUUAAAAACCAGAUCUCCCUUGUUCGGUAAUAUGUUUUUCGCCUUAGUCCUGAAUUCAAAAAUGAGAAACAAACAUAGGAAACCUAAGAAUAUAUCCAAUAAUUUUUAUUUAUUUUCCUAAGUAGCUUUAAAUGCAUACAAUUUUAAUUUUGUACAUAUUUAUUUUCUGCAAAUUUGAGAAAUUGUUUCUAGAAAUUUGAUUCAGUAUUUAUCAGUAGUUAUUUAGUAAUUUAAGUUAUUUUACUGAUGCAAACAAAAUAGACAUUAGAAAAACAUAAACGUCUUCAAUAUCUAAAAAAUAAAUUAAUAUAUGUGAAAAAAAAA